AGAUAGCCUAUCUGGUUUCUAUUGGUAUUGUUAUCAAUGAAGGUCCUACAAAGGGAUUCCUAGUGCAUUUAAAGCUUCCAUUUACAAUCAACUGCCUAAGAUAUCUUUCUCAUUUUUAUGCUCAACGCUAAGUAGUAAGGGUUCGAUUCACACGUUUACCUGGUAGAACAGGGCGGAGUACCUGACGUGAACGCUAAACCACAAGGCUGCCAGUCAACUAAACAUUCUUUAAAGUGAAAAACAUACCUAGAUAACUUUUCUUUUGUCAUGCAGAUGCAGUGACAAAAAUGUACUUAUAAUUCAACCUCGUUCCCAGUGCCUGCUGUCCCUUUGUUAUACUGGGACAGCGAGUCAAACAUUAGGCGCUGGGAACGAGGUUACUUAUAAUUAUAAUGUGUGAAAACAAGACAAUAAAAAAAUUCUGGGAUUGAAAAGUUAUUCAAGGCUCACCACGUUGUAAAUGUGUUCUUAAUUUUUUGCCCAAACAUUAGCCUAAAUCUUUUUAUAAACAAAAAAAAAAACUGUGCAUCAUAUCGAAUUCCUUUACAUUCAUCUUCGUCUCCACAUAUACAGUUUCUAUAACAACGACAUUAUCAACAAGACGCCCAUUAUGAAUUAAUUAAAAAUGGCUAAUGCUAACAUCAGAAGGUUUUUCUCGAUUAUAAACAAAUAUGGCGAUUAUUGUGUACUUAGCUUCCCUUUUAUUCACUAGGAGUCUACAAAGAAAAUGAUCAACAAAUCAGCAAAAAGAAAAAAAGAUUAAAAUUCAAAUUUUGACUAAUAUUUACUCUCAUGGUUUUGUCUCGUAAUUCUUUGUUUCUUCUUUGCCAGAAUAAUAACAAAAAACGAAUAAAUGGCAAAACUGUGUUUUUCAAAUUUGUACUGCGAACGAAUAGAAGUCUUUCUGUUACUAAUACAAGUUUCAAAUUUAUCAAGAGAGAAUUUCUUUUAAAUAAAAACAUGAAGAUUCUAAUUCAAAAACGGGCGACAUUUUUAUUAAUUCUGGCAAGUUUAGCCUUUGUAUUUACCUGCAUUGGUACAGGAGGUAAUUCGUGGGUGGCAAAAGAUGUCACUGUUAGGUUAGGUUCAGUGACGUAUGAGAGUGGUUUGUGGAAAUCGUGUGUAUCGGGACAUGGCGGAGGAUGUGGCGACUUCACAGCAUCAAGCGCCUGGAUGAGAUCAUGCAGGGCCAUGGUGAUUUUGUCUUGUUUAGCCAUACUGCUAGGUGUUGCGUUAUCGUUGUUAUCUUUUGUGGAACAGCGAGUCAAGGGUUAUAUGAUAUCGAUAUGUUGCAUUAUAUCUGCAAUCACCAUGGUGAUAGCAUUGAUAGUGUUUCUCACAGAAAACGAAUGGGCGAAUAAAUUAUCGUACAGAUACAGUUGGACGUUUAUACUAGGAUGGAUUGCUGUUUUGUUGUCAUUGCUUAGCGCAAUAUGGGCUACCAUGAUGGGAAGAUUCGACGCAAGUUAGAUCUCAUACGAAAAGGAUCAGUUUAAUUGAUAUUAUGUGUCAACAAAUAAUAUUAGUUGACAAUCUCGUUUCCAGACUUCUUUUUCCCUUUCUGAAAUAUGGCGUUCGCGCCAACACGCAAAAAUCAAAAGAAAGUCCCAGGGACGAGAUUGGUUAGUUAAACAACUUCAUUUUUAUGACUUCUUAGUUACAUUGGGGCGCCCUCGCCCUAGUCGGUCACCUAGAAAAGCACCUAGAAGGCCUGGGGACGGGGUUUGUUUGUUGAUGCGUUUUUGUAUAUCAUAAGUUCCUUCCAGCCUCGAUUCUGGUCGUUCUUCUUUCACAUAUUAGAAAAAGCGAAAAAAAUUCCUGAAAAUCCCAUCGUCGAAUUUUUAUGUGUUUAACGUCAGGUUCUCUAAAGAAGCCAAAUGUUUUAAAACAUACGACUUUAGUAGAAUGUUCCGCACCAAUAUGGCGGAUUUAAUAUAGCGAAAUUAGCAUAAUCGAUAUGAUUUUUAUAGAAACUAGGUUUGUAUAUAUAGUAUCACAAAUAAAAAGAAUCAUGUUAUAUUUUUAAUUUCAGUAAAUUAAUUUUGUUAAUUUAGAAAUUUAUUUCGUUUUGUUUCUUUAA
This is a messenger RNA of Hydractinia symbiolongicarpus, 2080 nucleotides long. RefSeq names its product lens fiber membrane intrinsic protein-like. Lineage: Eukaryota; Metazoa; Cnidaria; Hydrozoa; Anthoathecata; Hydractiniidae. Bases 793 to 1470 code for a protein of 225 amino acids. Gene Ontology annotation, cellular component: plasma membrane. The record is from RefSeq and is a predicted model, not a curated record. The transcript is spliced from 3 exons.